Messenger RNA from Rhizoctonia solani, 1626 nucleotides. Its product is annotated as 60S ribosomal export protein NMD3. Gene Ontology annotation, molecular function: ribosomal large subunit binding. NCBI's taxonomy places the organism in Eukaryota, Fungi, Basidiomycota, Agaricomycetes, Cantharellales, Ceratobasidiaceae. The coding region runs from base 1 to 1626 and encodes 541 amino acids. The transcript is spliced from 7 exons. The record is from RefSeq and is a predicted model, not a curated record. Gene Ontology annotation, biological process: ribosomal large subunit export from nucleus. Gene Ontology annotation, cellular component: cytoplasm; nucleus.
AUGGAGUACGUUGCACCCCCUUCUGUCCAUCGAGUGCUCUGUGCGGACUGCGGCACACCCAUUGAGCCAAAUUCUGCCAACUUAUGUAUUGCUUGCUUGAGGAAUUCUGUUGAUAUCACAGAGGGGAUCCCAAAGCAAGCCACGGUUAACUAUUGCCGCAACUGUGAACGGUUCCUUUCUCCCCCAAAUACAUGGACGAUUGCCCAACCCGAAUCACGAGAACUGCUUGCGAUAUGUCUCAAGAAGCUCAAGGGACUUAACAAAGUCCGUUUGAUCGACGCCGGGUUCAUCUGGACUGAGCCACAUUCGAAGCGGGUAAAGGUCAAAUUAACGAUACAGAAAGAGGUGUUCACAUCUACGAUCUUACAACAAAUAUUUGAAGUCGAGUACAUCGUCGUUUACGGCCAGUGCCCAGACUGCACUCGACUAGCAGCUAAGAAUACCUGGAAAGCGAUGGUCCAAGUUCGACAGAAAGUGAACCACAAGCGAACGUUCUUGUAUCUGGAACAACUUAUCCUCAAGCACUCGGCACAAAAGGAUACAAUUAAUGUCAAGGAGGCGAAGGAUGGUCUUGACUUUUUCUACACUCAGCGGAGUCAUGCGAUCAAAAUGGUCGAAUUCCUGAACGCUGUGGUACCUAUCAGAUCCAAAGCAUCUGAGCAGUUGCUUUCGACUGACACCCAUUCAGGCACUUCUAAUUACAAGUUCACUUAUUCAUGCGAGAUCAUCCCCAUAUGUAAAGACGACCUUGUAUGUCUUCCAUUAAAACUAGCUAGGAGCUUGAGUAACAUUUCUCCACUAACAGUAUGCACCCGGGUUGGCAAUUCGAUCCAUCUCAUCGAUCCAGCUACCUUAAGAAGCACCGACCUUAGUUCACCUAUCUACUGGCGUACGCCAUUCGAGAGUCUUGCGACCGUCUCAGAUCUUGUCGAGUUCACCAUCUUGGAUAUUGAUCCGUCAGGGAAGACGAACGGUCGCUGGGUCCUCGCUGACGCCCAAGUAGCACCAAACAAUGCGUUCCAGUCUCAUUCAACAGGAAUGGAUGUUGAUGAGCAAGAAGGGUCGACAAGUACAAUAUACCACACGCGUACUCACCUUGGUGGUAUUCUCCAACCAGGUGACACAGCACUCGGAUACUUCUUAUCGCGAGCCAACUUCAACUCGGACGAGUUUGACGCAUUGGACAGUUCGAGAGUCCCAGAUGUUGUACUCGUGAAGAAGACGUAUCCGAACAGACGAAAGAAGAGCCGUGCACGAAACUGGAGGCUUCGUUCGAUCGCCAAGGAGGCUAACGAGGACGAGAGUGGCGAAGGCCGUGGUGCCUUGGGUCGACGAGGAGGUCUGGAUCAGGCACGCGUCGAGGCAGACUACGAGGCGUUCUUGCAGGAUCUAGAAGAGGAUCCCGAGCUGCGUGCGACUGUCAAUCUAUAUAAGAGCGAACCAAAGGAGCGGCCAGAUGAGAAGAAGGUUGGAGGUGGCAAGAAGGGAGGCCAGUAUGCCAUGGAGGGUGUUGAGGCAACCGAGGAGGAAGAGGAGGAUGAGGGUGAUUUCCCGGAGGUGAAGAUAGAUGAAUUACUGGAUCACUUUGAGGAGAUGGGACUAGAGGAUGAGCAGAAUGAGGCAUAG